AUGGAUCCAGUAGCAGCACAUGGGCGUCCACUGCCUCCUUCUUUUCUUUCUAGAGAUCUCCACUUACAUCCUCACCACCAAUUCCAGCACCACCUCCACCACAACAACCACAAUUCCGAAGACGAGCAGAACAGCAGUGGUGGAGGAGGCCUAAUUAGCCGCGGCAUCAAGCGCGAUCGUGAUGAGAACACCUCCGCCGCCACCACCUCCUUGGAAGGUAAGGAACUGGGCUCCACCAGUGCCGGGGAGGGCGAGAUCACGAGGAGACCCCGGGGCCGCCCCGCGGGCUCCAAGAACAAGGCCAAGCCCCCCAUCAUCAUAACCCGGGACAGCGCCAAUGCUCUCCGAUCCCACGUCAUGGAAGUCGCCAACGGCUGCGAUAUCAUGGACAGUGUCUCCACUUUCGCCAGGCGCAGGCAAAGAGGAGUUUGCAUCCUCAGCGGCAGCGGAACCGUCACUAAUGUCACUAUAAGACAACCGGCCUCCCCGGGAUCUGUGGUCACCUUACACGGCAGGUUUGAAAUUCUGUCGCUUUCUGGGUCCUUUUUGCCCCCUCCUGCCCCUCCCGCUGCUUCAGGUUUAACUAUAUACCUGGCCGGCGUGCAGGGCCAGGUGGUUGGGGGCGGGGUUGUGGGCCCGCUCCUGGCAUCGGGCCCGGUGGUGAUCAUGGCAGCGUCUUUUGGUAAUGCAGCUUAUGAGAGGCUGCCUCUGGAGGAGGAGGAGGAGCCUGCUGCCGCAGGGCAGGUGCCGGGAAGCGGACCCCUCGGGUCUCCCGGAGUUGGAGGGCAAGAACAUCAACAGCAGUCGAUUCAGCAGCAGCAGCAACAACAACAGCAACUCUUGCAAGAUCCUAAUGCACCGUCGCUUUUUCAUGGGAUGCCGCAAAGUCUACUAAAUUCAUGCCAAUUGCCUGCUGAGGGAUAUUGGGGCACAGCACGCCCUCCUUAUUGA
This is a messenger RNA of Prunus armeniaca (apricot), 951 nucleotides long. The record is from the annotation of a GenBank genome assembly. Lineage: Eukaryota; Viridiplantae; Streptophyta; Magnoliopsida; Rosales; Rosaceae.